This is a messenger RNA of Paramecium tetraurelia, 1029 nucleotides long. RefSeq lists its product as uncharacterized. The transcript is spliced from 6 exons. Lineage: Eukaryota; Ciliophora; Oligohymenophorea; Peniculida; Parameciidae. Gene Ontology annotation, molecular function: ATP binding; protein serine/threonine kinase activity. The record is from RefSeq and is a predicted model, not a curated record. Gene Ontology annotation, biological process: peptidyl-serine phosphorylation; intracellular signal transduction.
AUGGGAAAUUGUUCUCUCUCUAGUUCAUGUGAGGUUGUAGAAACAAAUCUAUCGAUUAACGAUUUUGAACUUUAAACAAUUUUAGGGUCUGGGUCCUUCGGUAAAGUAUGGAAAGCGUUAAAUAGGAAAAAUAAAUAAUUUGUUGCUGUAAAAGUUGUAUCAAAACUAUUGAUCUUAUAGUAGUGUACUGUAUCACAAGUUAUCAAUGAAAAAAAUAUAUUAUCUCAAAUAGAAAAUCCAUUUUUAGUAAAUUUGAGAGGGGCCUUCUAAGACAAUUAUAAUCUAUACUUAUGCUUGGAUUUAAUGUCAGGAGGAGACCUCAGAUAUCACCUAAAUAAGAAAAAGAGAUUUUCUGAAAGUUAAACAAAAUUUAUUGUUGCUUGUAUUUUUACCGCUUUAGAUUAUCUUCACUAAUAAGGCAUAAUUCAUAGAGAUUUGAAACCCGAAAACCUUGUUUUUGACAAAUUUGGAUAUAUCAGAUUGACUGAUUUUGGUAUGGCUGGAAUUUGGAGACCAAACAAAUUAGAAAAUAUUUGUGGAACUGUUGGUUACAUAGCUCCUGAAAUGUUUCUUUACAAAUAAGACGGAAUAGGAGUUGACUAUUUUGCUUUGGGAGUUGUUGCUUACGAAUGUAUGCUUGGAAGAAGGCCAUAUGAAUCAGAAGAUAUAAAAGAAUGGAAAGAUACAGUAAACUUAAAGUAAGUUUAAAUUAAGAGACAUGACCUACCUGUUGACUGGUCUAAGGCAGGAGCCGACUUUAUUAAUAAAUUAAUUUAAUUAAAACCUGAAGACAGAUUAGGAACAAGCGAUCCUAAAUAGAUAAUGAAACAUCCUUGGUUCAAUAAUUUUAAUUGGGAUAUGCUCAUAUCUAAAGAAAUGAUUCCUCCUUUUUCUCCCAAUAAACGUAUUGGAUACAGCGAUUUUCAAAAAGGAAAAUUGAGCAAGGGCAAAUUACUAAAUUUAGAUAUUUUAAAUACAAUAUAAUCAUAAUUCAUAGGAUAUAAUUAUAUUCCGAAAAAAUAUAACUGA